Neurospora tetrasperma FGSC 2508 is the source of this 3060-nucleotide messenger RNA. RefSeq lists its product as uncharacterized. Lineage: Eukaryota; Fungi; Ascomycota; Sordariomycetes; Sordariales; Sordariaceae. The record is from RefSeq and is a predicted model, not a curated record. Bases 1 to 2904 code for a protein of 967 amino acids. The transcript has 2 exons.
AUGAUGGACCUAGACUCUUAUUCCGACGAAGACCUCGAUAAUCUCGACGGCGAUCUCCUUCAACAACUCGAACACAAUGCCAUCCAAUUCACCCAGAGACAGGCCCAGUCGCAAGCCCCGCCACGCACCCAAUUCCAACUACCCGGGAGCACCGCCCAGCAACCGCAGUACAUAUCCGACGGCGACGACGACUACGACAAUGGCGAAGUCAUAGACCAAGCCGCUCAACCCCUGUCACUCCCACGAUCCGGCCUGCCCAACCCAGCGCCCCAGCCCUUUCGUGCCGUGCCCAGCAUCGCCGGCCAACAAAGGCUGAACCAUCAACGACAACAGGCAAACCAGCAGCGAUAUGGCCAGCAACAGGCUUUUCGACCGAACCCUCAAAUUGCCCCGUCGCAAUAUCCACGAGGCCCUUUGGGAGCUCCCGGGCGCCCGCUUCCCCAGUCCCAAUUCCUCCGCCAACAACCACACCGGCCACCUCAAAUCAUCCGCCCCUAUGUCGGCCAACAGCCACCGACCACCCAAGGCCUCCGUGGCGCUGGUCAAGACGUCGACAAGCAAAAAGACGAAACCAUCCGUUCCCUCGAAGCCGAGCUCUCCAACCUGCGCACCCAGCUGACGACGGCCAAGGGCGAAGCCAACCUCAUGCGCUCCAAAUAUGACCGGGACAUACCGCAGCUUAAGAAGGAGAUGGCCGAGGAGAAGGCCAAGAUGGAGAAGAGGCUCCAGGAGGCGCAGAAGGCACAGCAAGCGGCUAGUAACGAGUUGCUGUUUGCCAAUGCAGACCUACAGGAAGAGCGGGGGAGAGCAAAGACCAAGAAAGUGGGCAAGGAUGGCGCCAUGACGCCGAGUGGCAGGAACAAAACGAAAUGGAUACCGGACGGGUUCAGUGACGUGGAUGUAUCGGGAUUGGGGAGUCCCAGUAGGGAUAAAGCGGGGAGGAGAGAGCGGUUGAGGGAUCAAGGGAAUACCGGUACGCCGACAAAGGGGAAAAGGAAGCGGCCGGCGGUGGAUAGUCCGUCUUUUGCUUUGGAGAUGGAGACGGACGGGGCUGUUUUCGAGGACUCUGACUUGUUUGCCCCGAGGUCCACCAGUACAAGAACCGGACCGAGUUUGCCUUAUGAUUUUCUCAAACUCGUCCUCGACCAUUCUCCCCUCCCAUCCCUGCCUCUAACCUUUGAAGCCUUUGCGCGAUUCUGCUUCCCAUCAAAACCCUCCGCUUCCUUUGCCUCCAUCAUCUUCCGGCGUCUUCCCCAACUGGGCGUCUCCAACCUUAUCAACAGCUCCGACAAUGACCCCUUCCGUCUCCUCGUCGACUUCUCCGAACUCCUUCUCGAUAUGUGGCAGCAAUGCUUGUCUGAGCGCUAUCAUUCGCCCAUCUACUACCUCGCCGGUCUGUUGCAGUUCAUCCUGCAGCUGAACGCUGUGGAUGUGGCGCCACGGAUCACGAGCAGUUUGGUGCCGGUGGUGGUCACCACUUGCCAGCUUGUGGCGUUGCCGAGAUUAAAUUUGAAGAUGGUAAAUGAUGGAGGAGGCACGGUGGAGGACUUGGAGCAACAUCCAGACCCUGCCAUGAGGCUGUUAGCAGCAGAUAUCGAUGUUACGCAAUGUCUUAGGUUGCUGUAUCUCUGUGCUGUGGGGUGUUUAAAGCCACCCAGUGUUGAUCAACACAUGACAUCACCUCAAGCUCGGUUCUGGAAGACCAUGGAUUUGGAGUUUGUUGUCCUGAUGCUGAGCGCUAAACAGCCGGAACAGGAUUGGAGGGAAAUGUUAAGUCUGUUGAGGACGAGUGCUAUGCCCGGGAGCGUAGGACCGUUGCCGAAGCCUGACUCUAAUGCUGAUAGCAACACGAUGUUAGCGGUUCGAAGUCGACCACAGGUUCAAUCUCGCGGCAGCGGCAGCGGUCAUAGUCGGGGCGGUCGUGCUGGUCAAAUGCUCCCACCCCCUCCUCCCAUCCGCAACGCUGACAAUGUCGACAAACCACCCCAAAACCCUGAACCAGGCUCACAAGAAGCAUCAACAGCCCAAAUUAUCAUCGACUGCGUCUCAUCCUACUUGGUCGAUACCCCUCCGAGAUGGGCCUCCCCCGGAUCCGCGCGCGAGGUAUCUAUCAAGCUUGCUGCCUUGCAGACGCUCAUGUCUUUUGCCUCUAGCUUGUUUGGUUUGUUGCAGCUCGCUAACAGCGAUGUGGCCAUUCCGAGGAUUGUAUCCGCCUUGUGCUGGGCGGUUGACGGGCUUUAUGACGCUGAUAUUCCGUCCAUGGCUUUUGAUGACCUUUCUAUCGCUUCUGAUGACACUAGGAGGAGGAACGAUAUCCAGAAAGAGGGGCACACCAAUCGGAAGAGGCACGGAUAUGAUAGUGGAAUGUCGACACCGCAGUUAUUGUCACAGCUGAUUUCCAGGUCGACGAAUCUGUUACACGCAUUGGUCACGCAUCCCAAGACUUCCGGCAUCGUCAACCCUAUCUCCCGCAAGCUUGCCACACCGGUAUCACCCGGACCACCGACAUUUACACAUCCGAGAACCGGCCGCGGCGCUUCUAAGGGCCGCAACACCACACGCGGUGUUCCCAUUCGAUCCACGGCCCUGCACGCCCUGCACAGCCGCGCAGCUCCCAAUGCCGCCACCAGGCAUGGGCAGAACUCUCGCCAUAACCUCCAAUCAAGCGUCGUUAAUCCUCACGCUGCGGCCGUUAGCAACAUGACCGCUGCCCUCCCCCAUCGUUAUUUAGUGUCUCUCGGCAGGCUCAACUUCGCCGAAGAAGAUCUGGUUUUUGAGCAAGGUAUUGACGAAGAGACGGUCGAGCGAGCGCAUGAGUUGCUGGAGCUGGCAGUGGAGAGGCGAGAGGGUGAGAAGGUCAAGGGGGUUUUUGAGGGAGGGCAACAUGAAGUUGACGGGAUAUGAGGAGGUUGUAAUCAAGGCUGACAGUCAGGCUUGGGGUGGGGGGAAGGAGAAGGGAAGGGAUUUCACUUUGGUUUUCUUUUUGAUACCCAUAGAUCUUUCGAAGUUUACUGUUGUGUGAUAAUACGAGACAUGAUCUGCAAUUUGAUCAGAUCGAAG